Dictyostelium discoideum AX4 is the source of this 1170-nucleotide messenger RNA. RefSeq lists its product as hypothetical. Gene Ontology annotation, molecular function: fucosyltransferase activity; glycosyltransferase activity. Lineage: Eukaryota; Evosea; Eumycetozoa; Dictyosteliales; Dictyosteliaceae. The record is from RefSeq and is a predicted model, not a curated record. Gene Ontology annotation, biological process: glycoprotein biosynthetic process. Gene Ontology annotation, cellular component: Golgi cisterna membrane; membrane; Golgi apparatus. The coding region runs from base 1 to 1170 and encodes 389 amino acids. The transcript is spliced from 3 exons.
AUGACAACAGAAAAAAACCCUCUCAAAUUAACAACAAAUAAAGUAAAAUUAUUUAUAUUAAUUUUACUUGUUUUUUCAUUUUAUUUAUUGGUUGUUAACGUUUUUGGUGAUUUUUCAUUUGAAAUUAAAAAUAGUUAUGCAGAUAAUUAUUUUAAUGAAAAAGAAGUAAAUGAAUCAUUUAGUAAAUGUUCAAAAUUUAAAUGUAAAAUUGAAAUACAUUCGGAGUUUUCAAAUGAAAAAGCGGAAAGUGCCCAAGCAAUAAUUUACUUUUUUUCACAAUAUCAAGAGAGUAGUAAUAAAAUUUAUAACAAUACAUUAAAAAGAUAUAAUCCUAGGCAAAUUACAAUUGGAUGGACAAUGGAAUCAGGUGGUCUUUAUAGAUUUGAAGGUGAUUCUAAUUUCAUAAUAUCAAAUUUUAACAUUACAGUAGGUUAUCCAAGAGUGAAUGAUUUUAAUAAACAAACACAUAUAUAUGUUCCCUAUGGUCCAGUUGAAUACAGUGGUUCAGAUUCAUAUGCUCACUCUGCUAAAUUUGAUAGAAUUAAAGAAAUACCAUCAAAAAGGAAUAAUAGCAUUGUUUGGAUUUCAAGUAAUUGUUGGCAUGAAGAUUACAAAAGAGUUUAUUUAAUGAGGAGUAUAAUGAAUAUUACCAAAGUAGAUUCAUAUGGUAGUUGUUUAAAUAAUAUAGAUUUCACUGACCAAGACAAAUUAAUCAACUCUAAACAUGAUCAAAAAAUGGAUGUAUUAAAAAGAUAUAAUUUUGCUAUUGCUUUUGAAAAUAGUUUAUGUAAAGAUUAUAUCACUGAAAAAUUAUGGGAGAGUUUAUCAGUUGGUACAAUCCCUAUUUAUUUAGGUGCACCAAAUAUAAUGGAAUUCUUACCAGAUCCAGAUUCAAUAAUAAAUGUUAGAGAUUUUAAAUCAGUUAAUGAUCUUGUUGAUUAUAUAAAAAAGGUGGAAAAUGACCAAAACCUUAGAUUAAAACAUUUAAAAUGGAUAAAAAUAAAAAAAUGGUCAAAAGAAUUCCAAAAUAUUUACGAUGAAUCUGUUAAUAAUUUGGACCCACUUUGUUCAAUUUGUUCAAAAAUUGCUUCAAAAAAAAUAUUAAUUCCCAAACAAUCCCCUUUUUUAGCUGGUAAUGAAAGUAAUUUUACUUUACCUUUAUUAAAAUAA